This is a messenger RNA of Tetranychus urticae (two-spotted spider mite), 1520 nucleotides long. It is a transcript of the gene Rpn7, whose product is annotated as regulatory particle non-ATPase 7. Gene Ontology annotation, cellular component: proteasome regulatory particle. NCBI's taxonomy places the organism in Eukaryota, Metazoa, Arthropoda, Arachnida, Trombidiformes, Tetranychidae. Gene Ontology annotation, biological process: proteasome-mediated ubiquitin-dependent protein catabolic process. The record is from RefSeq and is a predicted model, not a curated record.
CUUUUUUGCUUCUAUAGGUGGCUCUGAACUUGGUUGAAUCAAUUUCUCAGUUAUUAGAGGUUUACAAUUUUAAAUGCUAUUGUGAUUAAAAAUUUCACCUUAAUUUCUUUGUUUAUCGUGAUAUUUGACUUAAAUUAAUCAGUUUUCCAUCAUGCCUAUCGAAGAUCUAUCUGAAGAGAGUCUUGCCAAAAAUCCUAACCUUGAAUUAGCUCAAUAUCUGUUUACUCUGACCACCGAGUCUCGGAAUGAUGAUGCAAAAUUGUUGGGAUUGUUGCAGGACGCAAUUAAGGAGAACAAUAUGGCUCCUUUUUAUGAACAGGUUAGCACUACGCUUAACAAGCCGAUUGACAAAGAACUGCUGGAGCGUAUGAGGGCAGAAAAUCAAACACAAUUGAAAAAAUUGGAGGAAGCUAUUGAAGAUGCAAAUAAAAAUCUUGGUGAAAUGGAAGUUAGAGACGCUAAUUUAGCAAAGUUUGAAUAUCUUAGUUUGAUUGGAGAUAAAGAAAAUGCUUUGGAAGCAUUCAAAGUGACUUAUGAGAAAACUGUAUCAUUAGGACAUCGAUUGGAUCUACUCUUCCAUGUGAUUAGAAUUGGUUUGUUUUAUCUUGACCAUGAUCUUAUCUCUCAGAACAUAGAAAAGGCUAAGACGCUUAUUGAGGAAGGUGGUGAUUGGGAUCGUCGAAAUAGACUCCGAGUCUAUCAAGGAUUAUACUGUCUGGCGAUCAGAGACUUUAAAACAGCAGCCCAAUUAUUCUUGGAUACUGUGUCAACAUUUACAUGUUAUGAGCUCUGUGACUACAAAACAUUUGUCACGUACACUGUCCUUUGCAGUUUAAUAUCUUUGGAAAGGGUUGAUCUCCGGGAGAAAGUUAUCAAAGGAGCAGAAAUUUUGGAAGUUCUUCAUAGUGUUCCCAAUAUCCAAGAGCUUCUUUUCUCGCUUUACAAUUGUCGAUAUGGAGACUUCUUCCGUAAACUUGCGUGGGUCGAAGAUUACAUGAAGAUUGAUCGGUUUUUCGCUCCUCAUUGUCGUUACUUUAUCCGUGAAAUGCGAAUCCUGGCUUACAAUCAACUUCUUGAAUCUUAUAGAAGUUUAACUUUGCAGUACAUGGCUAAUGUUUUCGGUGUUACUGUUUCUUUCAUCGACAUGGAACUCGCCAGAUUCAUUGCUGCUGGUCGCCUCCAUUGUAAAAUCGAUAAAGUAAACGGAAUUGUUGAAACAAACAGACCAGAUGUAAAAAAUUAUCAAUAUCAGUCUUGUAUAAAACAAGGUGAUAUUUUAUUGAACCGUAUUCAAAAGCUUAGUCGAGUAAUCAACAUCUGAAUUAACAUUUUGUAAUUAAAGUAAAACUUUUUUACCAUUUUCAAAUAAUACCACUAACCUUCAGCAAAGAUAGGUAAAUAAAACAUCAUCUUGAAUUAAAACUAUCUUGUAAAAGUGAAGCAAGUCAUUUGGUUUGAAAAUGAUUUUAUUUUACGAAAACAUUAAUUCAAUAAAAAUGUAUGGAAAUGUUUCUAUUUGA